Messenger RNA from Vicia villosa (hairy vetch), 1403 nucleotides. Its product is annotated as protein SEH1. The transcript has 8 exons. Gene Ontology annotation, biological process: cellular response to amino acid starvation; positive regulation of TORC1 signaling. Gene Ontology annotation, molecular function: protein binding; structural molecule activity. NCBI's taxonomy places the organism in Eukaryota, Viridiplantae, Streptophyta, Magnoliopsida, Fabales, Fabaceae. The coding region runs from base 188 to 1168 and encodes 326 amino acids. Gene Ontology annotation, cellular component: nuclear pore outer ring; Seh1-associated complex. The record is from RefSeq and is a predicted model, not a curated record.
UUUUUGUUUUUGUUUUGAACCUAAACAAACCUAACUCAGUCCAGCCACCACGCUGCCGAACCCAACACCACCGCGAAUCAACCCCUCCGAUCACCACCCUACUCUCCUCCCAAAAUCCCGUCGCAGGAAUGUGCUUUACCCAUUAACUUUUCUUUUUCAAAUUUGUUUUUCACAGAGAAAUAGUGAAAUGGCGAAGGAAUUGUUGAGCCUUGACAAUGGAACAACUUGCUCAUCAUGGAACUACUCUGGCACGAGACUCGCUUCUGGUUCCACGGAUGGCACGCUUUCAAUCUUCGAUUUCCGUGAUCCAGCUUCUUCUUCUAACAAUCUCCGCUCUACUUUCAAAACUAAGGUUCAUGAAGGAAACAUUGUGAAGAUAGUUUGGGUUCCGCCAGAGUAUGGUGAUGCAGUUGCAUGUGUUUCCGCUGAUGGAAUUGUUUCAUUGUUGGAAGAGAUUGUGGAAGAUUCACAGCCUCUUCAGUGGAAGAUUCGUAAAACCUUCGGAAGCAGUGAGAGCAAAGUCCUUGACGUACAAUUUGGAAUCUCUUUUACUCGUUUGAAAAUGGUUGCUGCAUAUUCAGAUGGUUAUGUGAGAGUUUUCGAGCUCUUGGAUCCCUUGGAACUCACGAAUUGGCAGCUUCAGGCUGAAUUUCAAAAUGUUGUUGAAUCGGUGUCUUCAUUUGGAAAGGCUCUGUGCCUCUCUGCGUCCAUAUCUUUGAAUCCACAAAAGAGUAGCGAGGAAUUUAGCUUCCUUGUAAGUUUUAAUUCGGAUACACCAGAGCUCAAUUCUUCCAAGGUUUGGGAGUUUGACCAGGCUCAUCGAAGAUGGCUUCCUGUGGCAGAAUUAGCACUGCCGGAGGACAAGGGUGAUCGGGUUUAUGCUGUCGCAUGGGCACCAAAUAUUGGCAGACUGUACGAGGUCAUCGCUGUCGCAACUCACAAGGGACUUGCAAUAUGGCAUCUAGGAUUGAAUCCUGAUCAUAACGGGAGACUUUCGGUAGAUAAAGUUGCAUUGUUGUCUGGUCACGAAGGCGUGGUGUGGCAAAUGGAGUGGGAUAUGAGUGGAAUGACAUUGGCUUCUACAGGCGACGAUGGAAUGGUCCGAUUAUGGCAGUCUAAUCUCAACGGCAUUUGGCAUCAACAAGCUGCAUUCGAACCUACUUCUUAGCCACCUACUCCUGUUACAUGCAGCCGUCAUAUGUUGUAAGUAGUAAAAGCUGGCAUCGAUCUUCCCCACACCGGUAUUAAUUAUUGAAUAGUAGGACGGCUUGUAUUUUGUUGUAGGUUAGAUAAACAACAUUCUCCUGUUACAUGAAAGAUAUGAUGAUAACUUUUCAUUGUCCGUGAUUGGCAACAAUCGCAAUCCCUUGCAGUUCAAUCAAAUCACACUUUCUCUUUUCAAA